This is a messenger RNA of Peronospora matthiolae, 993 nucleotides long. Lineage: Eukaryota; Oomycota; Peronosporomycetes; Peronosporales; Peronosporaceae. The record is from the annotation of a GenBank genome assembly.
AUGUUUAUUAUUUAUAGGAUCCGUCCUCCUGAUUCCAGCACGGAAACUAUCCGUGCUGAGGAAGAAUUCUUCACCGAUGCGUUUUUUUUACAUCGGUGGUACAACGGUAGCCGUGUUCGAGACGGUAAGGCCUUAGUGCAGGAAUGGAAUGCCUUCAUUCAUAACAUCGAGUGCAUUAGCCGUGAGAUCUGGUUCGACAAACUUGAUGCAGCUCGCAUCAGGUUUGAGAAGCGCAACCCAGUCGGGGCGCCAUGCAAGUUGCACCGGCUCUCAAGAGAGGCAGGAUUACCCUGUCUCUCGUGGGGUGAUUCGUGUCCAGGUUGCCUGGACAACCCGAACCGUGCCCCUAGCCCUUCAUCAACCGCAGCGGGUGGGCCUCGUCGUACUGCUCGACGAGACCAAGGACAUCAACAAUCAGCUGGGCACGAGGCUCCCAGCUGUCCCACGCCGGUGGAUAGCCACGCCAGCGGACGAGGUAACUCGUCCGGACGCCAUUCACAUCGCGGUGGUUCAAAAUACGCUCCACCAGAAAGCGUUGACUACCGCCUGAGGUCACCAAAGGAUGUGGUGGCGGUGGGAACACCUGAUCCGGAUCGAGGGUCGGAUCAACUUGAUGUUAAGGAGCUGAACCGUGUAACGGAACAGUUGCAAGAUGACCUGGCUCAUGAACGAUCUCGGCGUUAUGGGCUUGAGGGUCUUGUGAGGGAUAAUUACAAUUCCCUAACGCACGAUCGCUUGGACGAUCGUGCCGCUUUUGCGUUCGCGCAACUUGAGGAAGAACGUUCGAAUUGUGCUCUUCGUGAUGAGCUGGCUGCAGCUCGUCGAGACUUCGCUGAGCUGCGUGAGCAGGUCACUUCGCUAGUCGACCAGACUGGCUCGUUGAAACGGGACCACUCGAAGGUGGUCUCGGCCCUUGACUGUGGAGGUGUUCCUCGCCUCUCGAAACGGGCUCGUACUGAUAGUACGGGCGGAGACGUCCAACUUAAAACGUAG